Venustampulla echinocandica is the source of this 462-nucleotide messenger RNA. Its product is annotated as 5-hydroxyisourate hydrolase. Gene Ontology annotation, biological process: purine nucleobase metabolic process. Gene Ontology annotation, molecular function: hydroxyisourate hydrolase activity. Lineage: Eukaryota; Fungi; Ascomycota; Leotiomycetes; Helotiales; Pleuroascaceae. The record is from RefSeq and is a predicted model, not a curated record. The transcript has a single exon. Bases 1 to 462 code for a protein of 153 amino acids.
AUGACAACACCUGCUCCCUCCCAGCGCGACCCCAUAACCUGUCAUGUCCUCGACACAACCACCGGCCGCCCCGCACCAAACAUUGCCGUAAAACUCUCCUGGAGCGAAAACCCCAACAUCACCUUUAGCAGCGUCACCAACAGGGAUGGUCGCAUCGCAAACUGGCAGUUCGACAAAUCCUCCUUCCCCAUGGAAGAUCUAUACAACCAAGUUCGGGCGGCCACAGGGGAGGGCGACAUUACGAUCGAGUUCAUGAUAACGAAUUGGGGGGCACAGGGUAAAGCGGCGCUACCGAAGGGAAGCAGCAUGUGGAAAUUGGAAUUUGAUACGGGGGCUUAUUUCGGGAUUGAGAAGACCUUCUUCCCGAAGGUCGAGUUGACGUUUCUGGUGAAACCGGGCGAGCAUUUUCAUGUUCCGCUGUUGCUUGGGCCGUAUAGCUACACGACUUAUAGGGGGAGUUAG